GAUAAACAAAACAAAAUAGAAAAACGUGCAUUAUUCCUUUUUUUUUUGCAAAACAAGUCACAAUUAUUUAAAUAAAAAAAUCUGCAUCACAAAAAUGGGAAAUUCCAAGCAAAAGGAAGGAGGAGGUAAAUCCAUUUCGAAAAAUCCAACCAUGAAACGCAAACCGUCUGCUCAUAGCAAGCCACAAAAUAAAUACAACAAGUCUCACUUGCCCGACAGAAAAAUGCAGUGGCGCAGAAAAAAGCCGCAGGACGAGGCUCGAAAGCAGAAAAUCAAAGAGCGGCAAGAAUUAAAAGCUCAAAAAAUAGCAGAGGCAAAAGCUGAAAAAGAACGGGUGCAACGAGAAAAGGAGGAGCGUGUGCGUAAUUAUAAAAAGAAGCGUUUAGAAAGGACAAAAGCAUUUAGUAAAAAAACACACCGUGGACAACCGCUGAUGAAGGAUCGCAUGCAACUCUUGCUCAAGCAAAUUCAGGAAAUGAAGCGUACCGGAUAGUAAAAAUUAAAGAUGAAUACAUAUAAGUAAAUAACUUCAUAAAUUUUACUUAGUAUGUGCAUACCUAUUUGUAGAAAUAGUUUUUAAUAAUAGAAUUUAAAAAUAA
Messenger RNA from Rhagoletis pomonella (apple maggot), 599 nucleotides. Its product is annotated as thyroid transcription factor 1-associated protein 26. The transcript has 2 exons. The coding region runs from base 95 to 493 and encodes 132 amino acids. Lineage: Eukaryota; Metazoa; Arthropoda; Insecta; Diptera; Tephritidae. The record is from RefSeq and is a predicted model, not a curated record.